AUGGUGUGCCUGCUGCGAGCGGACACGUUACCAGGGCAGCCGGGCCAACGGACCGCAGACGCCAAAGCGGAUGUCAAUGCAGAGGAGUCGGUGUACUUCGAGAGCAGUGCCAGCUUCCUCGAUCGGGUGCACCGAAUUCAGUCCGAGGACUUGUCGGGUUCAGCCACACGGGCCGCUGCCCAGGUCGUCGACACGAGAGCCAAACACGAAGCCAAGAAGGAGACAGUCUCAUCCAUCUUUGUCGUGGACGAUGGGCCCGAGGAUUCGUCGGACAACACCACCGUCACGGGCACCAAUGUUGCCAAAGCACGUGUGGCCACAUGGACGAACAGGUCAAGCAGUGAGGAUACCAGCGCCACCACCUCGACGACCACGACUACAGCUCCUACGACGACCCAGGUCGUCCAGCCUACAUUUACAUGCACGACGCCCGUGAAGCUCGGGAAUAUGACAGCUGCGGAUGCCAAGGGUCUGGCAAUCGAUGACACGACUUUCUCGCAGUGCCCCUCCUUGGCUUUGACGAAGUGGCCCAACACCCACAACCGCAUCUCAUCAGUGCGCCUAUUCAAAGCUUGGGACUCAAGCUGGGAUGGGAAGUACGAUCGCCAGGCAAUUUGGUUCGCGCUGCGCGAGUACAUCUGGGAGAACAACAUCAAAGUGCUCUUUGGCACAAUGAUCUCCUGCAACGAGACCGCCGACGAUGCAGAUUGGGCCUAUGUGAAGGAGCUGAUGGAGUACAUCGGAUGGUACUACACCAUGGGACUAGCGAUCGGCAACGAGGUCGAGCUCAUCCACAAGCAUCCAGCUAGCUCUCCAGCCUGCAACCUCCGGCUAUUCCAGGGAAAGUACUUCCAGAACAAGGUCAUGGGAGGCUAUGUUCUUUCGGGAGCACCCUUCAUCAACACACCCUACGCCGGUGUAGCCGACUUCUUUCGCUACGUGAGUGGACGGUACGGACGACGCUGGGUGUACACGUGGAACGUCUAUCCCUACUUCGACCCCAACGUCCAGGUCAAUCCCGCCGAUCCCGCAGCUUGUGGGAAAGUGCUGUGGGCCGCGCAAAGCUUCGCUGCCGAUGGCAUGAUCACCACUCAGCUGCGAUCGCUGCGUGCAAGCACGCAGGCUGAUGUCACCUGGCUCGGCGAGACGGGCUGGUCUUUCCCACAAGCGACUACGUUGCACACCCCAAUGUCUGCAUGUCCGGGCUUCUCCGGGCCGGAGAACUUCCUGAAGUACUACCAGCUCCCCGACUUCUCGGGGGUUUUAAGGCGCUUUGGUUGCGGUGUUGAGGGCUCCGAGGGCUGA
This is a messenger RNA of Symbiodinium necroappetens, 1305 nucleotides long. Lineage: Eukaryota; Dinophyceae; Suessiales; Symbiodiniaceae. The record is from the annotation of a GenBank genome assembly.